UUCCUUGUCAAAAAAAUCUCAGGAUCAGAUGCUAGACAACUUUAUGCAAUGAAGGUAUUGAAAAAGGCCACCUUGAAAGUUCGAGAUCGAGUUCGGACAAAAAUGGAACGUGAUAUCCUAGUUGAAGUUAACCAUCCUUUUAUUGUCAAGUUACAUUAUGCUUUUCAAACAGAAGGGAAGCUGUAUCUUAUUUUGGAUUUUCUCAGGGGAGGAGACUUGUUUACACGCUUAUCCAAAGAGGUGAUGUUCACAGAAGAUGAUGUUAAAUUUUAUCUGGCAGAAUUAGCACUUGCUUUAGACCAUCUACAUAGCCUUGGAAUAAUAUACCGGGACCUAAAACCAGAAAACAUCCUGCUUGAUGAGGAAGGACAUAUCAAAUUGACAGAUUUUGGCUUAAGUAAGGAGUCAAUUGAUCAUGAAAAAAAAGCCUACUCUUUCUGUGGAACAGUGGAAUAUAUGGCACCAGAAGUUGUUAACAGAAGAGGCCAUACCCAGAGUGCAGACUGGUGGUCUUUUGGUGUUUUAAUGUUUGAAAUGCUCACUGGUACUCUACCUUUCCAAGGGAAAGACAGAAAAGAAACCAUGACUAUGAUUCUCAAGGCCAAACUUGGAAUGCCCCAGUUCUUGAGUCCUGAAGCACAGAGUCUCCUGCGAAUGCUCUUCAAAAGAAACCCAGCAAACAGAUUAGGAGCAGGUCCUGAUGGAGUAGAAGAGAUUAAGAGGCAUGCAUUCUUUUCCAGAAUAGAUUGGAACAAAUUGUACCGGAGAGAAAUUCAUCCUCCUUUUAAACCUGCAACUGGCAGACCUGAAGAUACAUUUUACUUUGACCCUGARUUUACAGCAAAAACUCCAAAAGAUUCACCUGGUAUCCCACCCAGUGCUAAUGCACAUCAGCUUUUUCGGGGAUUUAGUUUUGUAGCAAUUGCAUCAGAUGAUGAAAGCCAAGCAAUGCAGACAGUUGGAGUGCAUUCAAUUGUCCAGCAGUUGCACAGGAACAGCAUUCAGUUUACUGAUGGAUAUGAAGUAAAGGAAGAUAUUGGAGUUGGCUCUUACUCCAUCUGCAARAGGUGUAUUCAUAAAGCUUCAAACAUGGAAUAUGCUGUAAAGAUUAUUGACAAGAGUAAAAGAGAUCCCACAGAAGAGAUUGAAAUCCUGCUGCGCUAUGGACAGCAUCCAAAUAUUAUUACCCUAAAAGAUGUGUAUGAUGAUGGAAAAUAUGUGUACGUAGUAACAGAACUUAUGAAAGGAGGAGAACUGCUGGAUAAAAUUCUUAGGCAAAAAUUUUUCUCAGAACGAGAAGCAAGUGCUGUUCUUUUCACAAUAACAAAAACAGUUGAAUAUCUCCACGCACAAGGGGUUGUUCACAGAGACCUGAAGCCUAGCAAUAUUCUUUAUGUUGAUGAAUCUGGGAAUCCAGAAUCCAUUCGAAUUUGUGACUUUGGCUUUGCAAAACAACUGCGAGCAGAAAAUGGGCUUCUGAUGACUCCAUGUUACACAGCAAAUUUUGUUGCACCAGAGGUUUUAAAGAGGCAAGGUUAUGAUGCUGCAUGUGAUAUAUGGAGCCUUGGUGUUCUACUUUAUACCAUGCUGACUGGCUACACUCCUUUUGCAAAUGGUCCUGAUGACACCCCAGAGGAGAUUCUGGCCCGAAUAGGAAGUGGAAAGUUCUCUCUCAGUGGUGGUUAUUGGAACAGUGUUUCAGACACAGCUAAGGACCUUGUUUCCAAAAUGCUUCAUGUUGACCCUCAUCAAAGACUGACUGCAGCCCAGGUUCUCAGUCACCCCUGGAUUGUUCACUGUGACCAACUGCCUCAAUACCAGCUGAACAGGCAGGAUGCUCCCCAUUUAGUGAAGGGUGCAAUGGCAGCAACUUAUUCUGCUUUGAAUCGUAAUCAAUCACCAGUUUUGGAGCCAGUUGGCCGUUCCACUCUUGCUCAGAGGAGAGGUAUAAAAAAAAUCACCUCAACAGCCCUGUGAAAUGACCUCAAGCAGACAUUGGUACCACGGCAUAAGAUGAUAGCACAAAUGAUAGCGCCAGGUAGCACAUCUCUGACAGAUACCUGCAAGCACAUUCUGGCCCAGCUGGUACCUAAAAUGCUGCUGCUGCUGCUGCUGCUUUCAUCUAUCUCGCUUCAAACUGUUGAUGGCAAKUUACUGAUCUUACUGGAGCUGCAAAUGGAGUGAGGAGUGGAAAGAAUGGAAAUGAUCACGUUCGCGCGACUGAAUAAACCGGGAGAAUUACAAAUGCCACCUCUGUCAAAAAUACACUGAAUAAAGCACUCUGCACCACAUAGCAUUAUUUUUAUAAGGAAUAUUUUUUUUUUUGUCCCCUAAAAUAUUCUUUGUUACAGGUCGAGAUGGACAGUUUAUGUUAAGCACUUAGCUUAAACAAUCUGUUURUAUUAGCACUAUAUACUUCGUGCCAUCCAACGUUUUGUAUGUUUUUGUAAACAGUUCACAAGCAGUACAUUUCUGUGCUGUUUUCUUUAAUGUAUACAUGCCUUGUUUUACUUAGAUAUUAUUAAUCAUGAUGACAAUUACAUCUGAUUAAACAGUUCACCUGGAUUAAUCAGUAUUGUUGGACAGCUCUAAAAGAAGCCUGACUGUUAAACAGCUAUUGAAUGUAAUACUAUGGAUAAGUAGUUUUCCUUGCCUGUGUCUUUUCUACAUUUCUGUGUUUUUAAUGCCACAUGUCAUGUUAUGGAAAUGAGGAUAUUGUUUAUAGUACUCAAAAUUUAAACAGUGAAUCUCACCAUACUAUAUAUACUAUAGGUAAUAUAACCCAGAGAAAAGAUAAUUUGCUCUGUAUCUCAUUGUCUUUGUUACCCCUCCCCUCCCUUUUAGUCUCUCCUAUCUAAUCUCUGGACUCAGGAAUUACUGCUAAAUACUUUCUGAUAGAGGACAUUUCUGUAUGGUUUAUUCUUGUAAUCCAUUGUUAAUAUUUUAUCUGUAUUCUAUGACUUGUGUUUAAGCUGCAAAGGAUUUGUUCAGUGAAUGAAUGUUGGCAUUAUAGAAAAAAAGGCAACAUUUGAAGAUAAAGCAAAACAUAUUGGUCACUAAURAGCAGAAGCCUGCAAAAAGUAGGUUUAAACUGCAUUCAUCURAUGUUGUCAGUUAUUUGCUGAUAAUUUUAAUUGACUGCAAGGGCAAAAUGAGAAGUAAAUCAUAAAGAUCUGUUGAGUGAGAAAAGGGCCAUUUUAAUUYACCUUGAAAAUAGUGUUGUCCCAGUCAGGUAAGAUGAAGCCAUUCAGAGGGAACAUUGUCACUUUUCCACAGAUGGAAGUGAGUUCACAAUGAGGGUGGAAGGCUCACUUUAAAUACUGAUAUAUACUUGUAAUAAUCUUGGCUUUUUGGUGUCUCAGGUAAUUUAAGGCCCAUCUUGAUGGCUGGUCUUGAAAAGAUGAAAUUGCCCAAAUGAGAAGGGGAACUGGAAUGUGUUUGAAUACAGUGAGUGAARUGUUCCAUUCCACCAAAAUUACACUGUGUAAUGUCCUUCCAGAUACAAACAUGUCUAUUGAGAAUUCCAGCUUUAAUAAAAUAUGGAUCUGGGUAAACAGCUAUUGGUGAACAAUGCAAUUUUAAAACUAAAAUGCAAUUUUGUGUUUUGCCUCAGAAGGUAUUUUCUUGGUUUAGUGGUAUUAAAUUUCUUUUAUGGUGAUUAAUUGGCUUAUUUCCCUGAAAUGAUCAGAGGUUUGUUGAAAGGGAGAAUCAUCUUUGACACCACAGAUUUACUCUAAAUGARUGAGAGAAUUUYUGAGUUCCUAGGGG
Messenger RNA from Malurus melanocephalus (red-backed fairy wren), 3768 nucleotides. It is a transcript of the gene RPS6KA3, whose product is annotated as ribosomal protein S6 kinase A3. The coding region runs from base 49 to 1977 and encodes 642 amino acids. Lineage: Eukaryota; Metazoa; Chordata; Aves; Passeriformes; Maluridae. The record is from RefSeq and is a predicted model, not a curated record. Gene Ontology annotation, molecular function: magnesium ion binding; ATP binding; ribosomal protein S6 kinase activity. The transcript has 19 exons. Gene Ontology annotation, biological process: intracellular signal transduction; protein phosphorylation.